GGCAUAUUCGUUCUCGUAUAACUAAGAUAACCCAUUUAAGCAAUCUUUUAUCGAUCGUCAUUGAUAAAACUUUACGUGUUGCUGUAUAUUAGGUCAGUUGGAUCAAGAGACUUCUCCUUUUCUCGUAUUGAAAGGAGAAUCUCAUUUCCUUCGUCCGCCGAUCCGUGGGAUAUCUUUUUCAUCCACGCUUUAAUUAAACUGACAGCCUCUAGGGCGGUGUGAUACGAGGGAAAAAAAGAAGAAUGGCUUGCUCUUCUGCCAUAACACAGUACAAAUUUGUGCUGUCAUUCCUCAUUAUUGCUUUGCUUGCACUUCAAACAUGUGCAGACAAAGAACCUCACGAAGACAGUAAAGAGGAUAUAUCGAUAGAACAUGGGAAAAGUAGUAAAGAGAUUAAAGGAACGGUAGCUCCUAUGAAUGAUCUGGGAUUUGCUCAUGCAUUUUUAGCGUCACUGUCUGUUAUUAUUGUGUCUGAAUUGGGUGACAAAACGUUCUUCAUUGCUGCUAUUAUGGCAAUGCGACACUCACGUGUAGUUGUGUUUAGUGGUGCUAUUCUUGCUUUAAUAAUUAUGACUUGUAUUUCAGUUCUUUUUGGAUGGGUUACGGUAAUAAUACCGAGGGUAUACACCUAUUGGAUAUCAACGGCGUUAUUUGCUGCAUUUGGACUUAAGAUGUUAAAAGAAGGAUACUCCAUGUCACCAAAUGAGGGACAGGAGGAGUUUGAAGAGGUGCAAUCUGAUUUGAAGAAACAAGAAGAUGAGGAAAAAGAAAAAGAAACGACACAAUUGCUGGACGAAGAAGCUGGAGGUUCGUCCGUGCAAAAGCCUCUGAGUCUGCGUCAGCGAAUCUCAGGAUACAUACCCAAAGUCUUCUUGCAAGCUUUGACUCUUACCUUUUUGGCGGAAUGGGGUGAUCGUUCUCAGCUGGCAACGAUAAUUUUGGCAGCACGAGAAGAUAUCUUUGGUGUAAUGCUAGGAGGCGUUUUAGGACAUGGGCUGUGCACAGGCUUAGCAGUAUUGGGCGGAAGAAUGAUUGCCCAAAAAAUUUCCGUCAAGACAGUGACACUCGUCGGUGGAGUUGUGUUUCUCAUAUUUGCUGUAUCGGCAUUGUUUUUUGAUCCAGAAUCAUAAAUUGAUGGUCUGCCAUAUCACAAAUACGUUUCGGAGAUUUAAAUAAAUAGGCCAACAAUUUUCAAAUUUUUUUCUCCAGUAAACGUGCUGAAGAGCCUAAAAUACAAAUUCUGUUGUUUCCAAUA
Messenger RNA from Daphnia magna, 1255 nucleotides. Its product is annotated as transmembrane protein 165. The record is from RefSeq and is a predicted model, not a curated record. NCBI's taxonomy places the organism in Eukaryota, Metazoa, Arthropoda, Branchiopoda, Diplostraca, Daphniidae. The transcript has 7 exons. Gene Ontology annotation, cellular component: Golgi apparatus. Gene Ontology annotation, molecular function: manganese ion transmembrane transporter activity; calcium ion transmembrane transporter activity. Gene Ontology annotation, biological process: Golgi calcium ion transport; Golgi calcium ion homeostasis; calcium ion transmembrane transport. Bases 243 to 1130 code for a protein of 295 amino acids.